AUGACGAGACACAAAUCCCAAGUCAGUCUGCUUGCCACAAUGCAAACUCAGACCGUACUUGGAGACUGGACACUGGGUGAGCCAGCAUUGGGAGAGCCUGCUCCUGCCAAGGUUGGAGCUGUGGGACCCUCCUGUUGGGCUACUGGGGCGUUCGGUCCGGGUGUAGCGGAACUUGGAGACUGGACACUGGGUGAGCCAGCAUUGGGAGAUUACGUAGUCAUCAGCCAUCCAGCUGAAAGCUUGGGUUCAGUGUCAAAGACGCCAUUCUGGGAAUGCCACAUGGCAGUUCCAAAACUCUCUGGUGUUUAG
Seminavis robusta is the source of this 309-nucleotide messenger RNA. The record is from the annotation of a GenBank genome assembly. NCBI's taxonomy places the organism in Eukaryota, Bacillariophyta, Bacillariophyceae, Naviculales, Naviculaceae.